AGAGAGGACGAAAGAGUGAGUGAGAGAGAGAGAGAGAGAGAGAGAGAGAGAUGGCAGCGAUGCAGUGGUGCGGCGCGAUGGCGCGACGGAUUAUGAUGACGCAGCGAACAUCUGCAGCAUUGAACUGUUCGGCGGCGAAGUAUUCAUCUUUAUCACCGGCGUCUGCAGCUCCGGCGGUAUCGGGAAUGGAUUUGUGCGGGAGAGGAGAUAAGAAGACGAAGAAAGGGAAGAGAUUCAAAGGAUCGUACGGGAACUCGAGAGGGAAGAAGCAGAAGAUGAUUGAGAGAAUCAAAGACAAGCUUGAGGUUCCCAGGUCUACUCCUUGGCCUCUCCCUUUCAAACUCAUCUGAAACUUUUCUCUUUUUUUAGGGUUUUUUUUUUUUCUUGUUUGCCAACAAUUAAAAAUGUCGCCUUUAAUGGUGUUGUCUGUAUACUUCUUCUCAUCAUGAAUCAUUUGAGUAUAAAACUCGUCUCUGUUCAUGAUUUGUGUUGUUUUCAACUCAUUUGCGAUUUUAGAGGCUUAGAUGUUUCCCCUUGUGGCUUCAUUUGGGAUCAGAAUCCAAAUUACACUGAAAUUAAUAAGUUUUGAUUUUGCAA
This is a messenger RNA of Camelina sativa (false flax), 597 nucleotides long. Its product is annotated as small ribosomal subunit protein bTHXm. Lineage: Eukaryota; Viridiplantae; Streptophyta; Magnoliopsida; Brassicales; Brassicaceae. Gene Ontology annotation, biological process: plastid translation. The record is from RefSeq and is a predicted model, not a curated record. Gene Ontology annotation, cellular component: ribosome; plastid.